AUGUUGAAGAAUAACUCGGAUUUCGUGAAUUUGAAUCUCAGUUCAUUCAUCGAAAAGAUAGAAGCUCAUGAGUUGGAGUUGUUGAAGAUCAAGAGGAUGAAUUCAGCAAAUGUACAACAAAACGUAUCUCUUUACUACAAAGGAAGCACUCCUGUUGCAACAAACCAGAGUCCGAAGAUACAAACGGGUUUUAGUGCUGAUACAAAUUCAAGUGCUUCUACAAACACUCCACAAUCAAACAAGCCCUCACCGUUCGUAAACUAUGAGCCAAACUUUAAAGCUCAAGAGCAGACAUCACCUCAAAGCUCUACAAGUUCCAACAAUCAGGCUUAUGUUUCUGGGGUGCAAUGCAACAUUGCGGUGAAUAUUAAAAAUGGAAAUGAAAUUACUGAAACAGCCGCGAAACAACACAUUGAAUUACUUGCUUCCGUUUUAGAGGCUUUGGUUAGAAGGGCAGAGCGCUUUAUGGAGAUCACAAGCAGAAACAGUCUCUCUGGUCCUGAUCAGAAGCUAGGUUUCAACAAAUCAAAAGUUACCUACUUCAAGUGCAAAGAACGUGGCCAUUUCAAGAGAGAAUGCCUGAACCGAGAAGUGAACAACCAUCAGAACCCGUUCACGAAUGAUUAUUACAGGCAGGCGAUCUAUCAUCGGCCUAACCAACAACCUGCUGUUCAGAGACCGCAAAUCGAGAACAAACCGGAGAAGGCUCUUAUCGUGAAUCAGGAUGAUGAAAAAGCCAUGAUGGCAGAAAUAGUUGAAGAACCGGAGAUGGUGACUGAACCUGAAAUGAUUGUUGAAGAUGUUACAGUGGUUGUUGAAGCUGUUCCUGUUGAGAAUGUGGUUGACAUUGAAGAAAUCGCUGCAGAAGUUUACUAUUACCAAUCAGAACAGGAGGAUUUUUUGAAGAACCGACAACUAGAUCGUGUCCAAGAUACGAAGAAAAGAAAGAAACAGUUGAGGAAGAGGAAGAGACAGGAGAAGGAUGAUGUUGCGUACAUUCCAUCUCCUGAGCAUGUAUCUGAAUCUCAAUCACCUUCAAGUGGUAGAAAGAAAGCAGGAGCAAGAAAGAGGAUUGUGUCUCCGAAGAUAAAGAAAGUUACUCCGAAGAUCACAAAGCCAAAGAUUGUUCUGAAGAAGAAACCAUCCAAACAACCAAGUAAACCCCCAAAACCACCACCUGAACCUACACCACAACAAUCACCAAUACAAUCACCACCGCAUCAAACACCUCCACGACAACCAACACCUCCAAGACAACCUUCACCACCAAAACAACUAACACCACCUCGACAACCAUCACCAUUACAUCUUUCACCGUUACAUAUCUCACCAACUCAUGAACAACCUUUGCUUACAUCCCAAGAAAUCUUCAAAACACCACCACCCACUCAAAUUCAACUAACUCCUGGUUCUUCUGGCCACAAGGGUCUUCCUAUUCCUCCAGAUAAUCUUGAAGAUAUUGGAGACUUUGGUUUUGCGAAUGAUGAACAGGUGAAAAAGUUAGAGAAGAAAAUGGAUGAUGUUUUGAAUGAAAACAAAAUAGUUGCAGCCCAAAGCAAGAAAGUGGCUGAUCGUGAAAAGAUUCUCGAAAUGCGUGUAAAAAGAUUAGAGUCUGACAGCAAGGCAUUACUGAAGAAGAUUGAUACAAAUCAGACAGAGAUUGAUUUCUUGAAAGUAAGAGUGGCUGAAUUAGAAGAAGAAAAGGCUCGUAGAGAUGAGCAGAACAAAUAUUUUGAGAUGAAAAACAAAGAGCUUGAAGCUGCGAAAGCAUUGAAAGAACAUGAGUUUGACAUGUUAGACAAAGUUGUUGAAAACAUGCUUGGAAAGUCGAUAGAAGAAAAAUUCGAGGAGAUUGAAGUUGAAGAACUUAGGGCUAAACGCCAAGCUGAGAUUGACGCACAAAUGAAAGAUAAGGGAAAAGUUGUUGAGAAUCCUGUUCCGAUAUCUUCUAUCUCUGGUGUUUUUGAAGAAGAUGUAUCUCUUGAAGAUCUUGCUGGUGAUGAUGAUGAGGAUAAUGAUGAUGAGGAUGAUGAUGAAGGGGGUGAUGACGAGGAAGAUGAUGAUGAUGAAAAAGUCUUCUCUGCUAGCAGUCAUGGUUCUGAUGAUGACAAUGACGACGAUGAUAAUCAGCGUGGUAUGGGAAUCAAAGUGACUGAACCGUCAAGUGAAAGAACUGUUGAUGAUUAUUUGAAUGACAGUGUGAAUGAAGAAACAGAGGGAGCUAAAGGAAAGGGGGAGCAUGGUGUGACAACCCGUAUUCUAGAACUUUUCUUUGUGCUUUGA
This is a messenger RNA of Helianthus annuus (common sunflower), 2283 nucleotides long. Its product is annotated as muscle M-line assembly protein unc-89-like. The record is from RefSeq and is a predicted model, not a curated record. Lineage: Eukaryota; Viridiplantae; Streptophyta; Magnoliopsida; Asterales; Asteraceae. The coding region runs from base 1 to 2283 and encodes 760 amino acids. The transcript is spliced from 5 exons.